AUGUCAUUGACCGGACUCGGACUAAAUGGGGUCGCUCUCAUCACUGGAGCAGGUGGUGCUCUUGGACGAGCGGUUGCUCUCCAGUUUGCUCGUGAUGGGGUCAGGCAGAUCGCUGGCCUGGAUCUCUCAAACAAAGCAUUGAGUGAGACCGCUGCAGCGUUGACCGCUGAAGUCCCAGACGUGGAUUUUCUGCAACUUGCAGUAGAUAUAUCAGAUGAGGAGCAGGUGGCUCGUGCUUUCAAGUCGACUAUCGAUCGAUUUGGUAGGAUCGACUACGCUAUCAACAACGCGGCCAUUGCCGCUCCUUUCGUGCCAACUGGGGAAGCAACACUUGAAGCCUUCGAAAAGGUCCAGAGAAUCAACCUGAGAGGCACCUGGCUCUGUGAGAGGGAAGAAUUGAGAUAUAUGGCCAAGCAAGAGCCGUUGGAGGCUCUUAGCGGCAGAGCCCCUACCAGGGGCUCGAUUGUGGUGGUGUCGUCCCUUCUCGGCAUCCGAGCCAUUCCCUUGGAUGGACUGUACACCAUCUCCAAGCAUGGGCUGAUCGGCAUGGUACGGACGGAUGCGCUUGACUAUGCAAAGCAAGGAAUUCGAGUUAAUGCUGUUUGUCCUGGAUUCAUCGAUACUCCGUUGGUGACACCCGCAAUCCGGGAGUUGCUUGCUCCACAAAUUGAAAAGACCCCCAUAGGCAGAUUGGCAAGUCCGCAAGAGAUAGCCGACGCGAUAGUUUACCUGUCAAGCGACAGAGCAAGCUAUGUGACCGGGUCGGUGCUCCCGGUUGAUGGAGGAUACAGUGCACAGUAG
Molecule: messenger RNA, 801 nt
Organism: Fonsecaea nubica
Lineage: Eukaryota; Fungi; Ascomycota; Eurotiomycetes; Chaetothyriales; Herpotrichiellaceae
Exons: 6
Coding region: 1-801 (266 amino acids)
Source: RefSeq, a predicted model, not a curated record